CUGAUAGCACGUUCCUCGAGUUUACUUUGCUUUCCUUGAGUUUAUUGUAAAGGGGUAAAGUUUUCGGAUCUGUCACGUGACCCUGACAGGUCCUGCCUAUGGCGCGGCAGACCACCCACGCCGAGGGCCAUGGAACUGCUUAAUAGAAACAGGCUUGUAAUUGUGAGUCCGCGCUGCACUCCGCCGAAAGCCUCCGGCGGCCCAGCGCGCCGGGGUUUUUACACUUUCCGUUCCUUUUGUAAAGACCGAGGAGGAGGAGAGGACGAAGACCAAGACGAAGAAAAAGACGACAAGGAAGACAAAGAGACCUGCAGCGACCAGGGGAAAGCUACUGGCCGAAAAGCGCCGCUGUGGCUGAGAGCGAAGUUUCAGAGACUCUUAUUUAAACUGGGUUGUUACAUUCAAAAAAACUGCGGCAAAUUCUUGGUUGUGGGCCUCCUCAUAUUUGGGGCCUUCGCUGUGGGAUUAAAGGCAGCUAAUCUGGAGACCAACGUGGAGGAGCUGUGGGUGGAAGUUGGUGGACGAGUGAGUCGCGAAUUAAAUUAUACUCGCCAGAAGAUUGGAGAAGAGGCUAUGUUUAAUCCUCAACUCAUGAUUCAGACCCCGAAAGAAGAAGGUGCUAAUGUCCUGACCACAGAAGCGCUCCGCCAACAUCUGGACUCGGCACUCCAGGCCAGCCGGGUCCACGUUUAUAUGUAUAACAGGCAGUGGAAAUUAGAACAUUUGUGUUACAAAUCUGGAGAACUUAUCACAGAAACAGGUUACAUGGAUCAGAUAAUAGAAUAUCUUUACCCUUGUUUAAUCAUUACACCUUUGGACUGCUUUUGGGAAGGGGCCAAGUUACAAUCGGGGACAGCAUACCUACUAGGUAAGCCUCCUUUGCAGUGGACAAACUUUGACCCUUUGGAAUUCCUAGAAGAGUUAAAGAAAAUAAACUAUCAAGUGGACAGCUGGGAGGAAAUGCUGAAUAAGGCAGAAGUUGGUCAUGGUUACAUGGACCGGCCCUGCCUCAAUCCGGCUGAUCCAGACUGCCCCGCCACAGCCCCCAACAAAAAUGCAACCAAACCUCUUGAUAUGGCCCUUGUUUUGAAUGGCGGAUGUCAUGGGUUAUCCAGGAAGUAUAUGCACUGGCAGGAGGAGCUGAUUGUGGGUGGCACGGUCAAGAACAGCACUGGGAAGCUUGUCAGUGCCCAUGCCUUGCAGACCAUGUUUCAGUUAAUGACUCCCAAGCAGAUGUACGAACACUUCAAGGGGUAUGAGUAUGUUUCGCAUAUCAACUGGAACGAGGAUAAGGCAGCAGCCAUCCUAGAGGCUUGGCAGAGAACAUACGUGGAGGUGGUUCAUCAAAGCGUCGCCCAGAAUUCCACUCAGAAGGUGCUUUCCUUUACCACGACGACCCUGGACGACAUCCUCAAAUCCUUCUCAGAUGUCAGUGUCAUCCGAGUGGCCAGUGGCUACUUACUGAUGCUUGCCUAUGCCUGUUUAACCAUGCUGCGCUGGGACUGCUCCAAGUCCCAGGGUGCCGUGGGGCUGGCUGGCGUCCUGUUGGUUGCACUGUCAGUGGCUGCAGGAUUGGGCCUGUGCUCAUUGAUCGGGAUUUCCUUUAACGCUGCAACAACUCAGGUUUUGCCAUUUCUUGCUCUUGGUGUUGGUGUGGAUGAUGUUUUCCUUCUGGCACAUGCAUUUAGUGAAACAGGACAGAAUAAAAGGAUCCCUUUUGAGGACAGGACCGGGGAGUGCCUCAAGCGCACAGGAGCCAGCGUGGCCCUCACAUCCAUCAGCAACGUCACAGCCUUCUUUAUGGCCGCGUUGAUCCCGAUUCCCGCUCUGCGGGCCUUUUCCCUCCAGGCGGCUGUCGUAGUGGUGUUCAAUUUUGCUAUGGUUCUGCUCAUUUUUCCUGCCAUUCUCAGCAUGGAUUUGUAUCGACGUGAGGACAGGAGAUUGGAUAUUUUCUGCUGUUUUACAAGCCCCUGCGUCAGCAGAGUGAUUCAGGUUGAACCUCAGGCCUACACGGAGACUCACGAUAGCACCCGCUCCAGCCCCCCGCCCCCCUACAGCAGCCACAGCUUCGCCCACGAGACACAGAUCACCAUGCAGUCCACAGUGCAGCUCCGCACGGAGUACGACCCCCACACACACGUGUACUACACCACCGCCGAGCCGCGCUCCGAGAUCUCCGUGCAGCCUGUCACCCUGACACAGGACACCCUCAGCUGCCAGAGCCCCGAGAGCACUAGCUCCACAAGGGACCUGCUCUCCCAGUUCUCCGACUCCAGCCUGCACUGCCUUGAGCCCCCUUGCACCAAGUGGACACUCUCAUCUUUUGCCGAGAAACACUAUGCUCCUUUCCUCUUGAAACCAAAAGCCAAGGUCAUGGUGAUCUUCCUUUUCCUGGGCUUGCUGGGGGUCAGCCUUUAUGGGACCACCCGAGUUCGCGACGGGCUGGACCUUACCGACAUUGUGCCUCGGGAAACCAGAGAAUACGACUUUAUUGCUGCACAGUUUAAAUACUUUUCUUUCUACAACAUGUAUAUAGUCACCCAGAAAGCAGACUACCCGAAUAUCCAGCACUUACUUUACGACCUUCACAAGAGUUUCAGUAAUGUGAAGUAUGUCAUGUUGGAAGAAAAUAAACAGCUUCCCAAAAUGUGGCUGCACUACUUCAGAGACUGGCUCCAAGGACUUCAGGAUGCAUUCGACAGCGACUGGGAAACUGGGAAAAUCAUGCCAAACAAUUACAAAAAUGGAUCAGACGAUGGGGUCCUUGCCUAUAAACUCCUGGUGCAGACUGGCAGCCGCGAUAAACCCAUCGACAUCAGUCAGUUGACUAAACGGCGCCUGGUGGAUGCAGACGGCAUCAUUAAUCCCAGCGCUUUCUACAUCUACCUGACCGCUUGGGUCAGCAACGACCCCGUGGCUUAUGCCGCCUCCCAGGCCAACAUCCGGCCUCACCGUCCUGAGUGGGUCCACGACAAAGCCGACUACAUGCCGGAAACUAGGCUGAGAAUCCCAGCAGCAGAGCCCAUCGAAUAUGCUCAGUUCCCUUUCUACCUCAAUGGCUUGCGUGACACCUCCGACUUCGUGGAAGCAAUUGAAAAAGUCAGAACCAUCUGCAACAACUACACAAGCCUGGGCCUCUCCAGCUACCCCAACGGCUACCCCUUCCUCUUCUGGGAGCAGUACAUCGGCCUCCGCCACUGGCUUUUGCUUGGUAUGAGUAAAACGGUUUUGUGUGUUGUGUGUAGUGUGUUUAUGGCCAACCCCUCAUCUCCUGCCUUCUUACAGGUGACGGUCCUGGCUUUGAUGACGGUUGAGCUCUUUGGCAUGAUGGGCCUCAUCGGAAUCAAGCUCAGCGCGGUGCCUGUGGUCAUCCUGAUUGCGUCCGUCGGCAUAGGAGUGGAGUUUACCGUUCACGUUGCUCUGGCCUUUCUCACAGCCAUUGGCGAUAAGAACCGCAGGGCCGUGCUUGCCCUGGAGCACAUGUUUGCACCUGUUCUGGAUGGGGCUGUUUCUACUCUGCUGGGAGUGCUGAUGCUGGCAGGAUCAGAAUUUGAUUUCAUUGUCAGGUAUUUCUUUGCUGUCCUGGCAAUCCUAACAAUCCUGGGUGUUCUCAAUGGGCUGGUUUUGCUUCCAGUCCUUUUGUCCUUCUUCGGACCGUAUCCUGAGGUAUCUCCAGCAAACGGGAUGAACCGGCUGCCCACUCCUUCCCCAGAGCCGCCCCCCAGUGUGGUCCGCUUUGCCGUGCCCCCUUGUCAUGCGAACAACGGGUCCGAUUCCUCUGACUCGGAGUACAGUUCUCAAACGACCGUUUCAGGCAUCAGUGAGGAGCUUCGGCAGUAUGAGGCCCAGCAGGGCGCCGGGGGCCCUGCCCACCACGUGAUCGUGGAAGCCACAGAAAACCCCGUCUUUGCCCGCUCCACCGUGGUCCAUCCUGAAGCAAGACAUCACCCGCCUUCGAACCCUCGACAACAGCCCCACCCGGACUCUGGGCCCCUGCCACCUGGACGGCCAGGCCAGCAGCCCCGGAGAGAACCUCUCAGAGAAGGCUUGCGACCACCUCCCUACAGACCGCGCAGAGACGCUUUUGAAAUUUCUACUGAAGGGCAUUCUGGCCCUAGCAAUAGGGACCGCAUGGGCCCCCGAGGAGCUCGCUCUCACAACCCUCGGCAUCCAGCGUUCACUGCCAUGGGUAGCUCCAUGCCCGGCUACUGCCAGCCUAUCACCACCGUGACGGCCUCAGCCUCUGUAACUGUUGCUGUGCACCCCCAGCCCACCCCCGGGCCUGGGCGAAACCCCCGAGGGGGCCUGUGCCCGGGCUACGAGGACUACCCCGAGAUGGACCCUGGGCUUUUCGAGGACCCCCACGUGCCUUUUAGCGUGCGGUGUGAGAGGAGGGAUUCCAAGGUGGAGGUCAUCGAGCUACAGGACGUGGAGUGUGAGGAGAGGCCCCGGGGCAGCAGCUCCAGCUGAGGGUGAGUAAAAUCUGAAGCAAAGAGGCCAAAGAUUGGAAUCCCCACCCCCACCUUCCCUCCAGACUGCUUGAAGAGAACUGCUUGGAGUUAGAAAGAUACUGCACCAGGGUGGCAGUUCGUUGUUACUGUAACCGAUUGUAUUAUUUUGUGAAAUAUUUCUAUAAAUAUUUAAGAGGUGUACACAUAUGUAAUAUACAAAGGAACAGAUGUAAAGAAGUGUGAUCUGGGGCUUCUCCACUUCUGCCCCAGAGUGGGCAGUGGGGAGGCCCCAGCAAGGCCCCUCCCUAUUUGUACAUUGGUCUCUGUGCCACAACCAAGCUUAACUUAGUCUUAAAUUUCAGCAUGUGUUGCUGCUGCUUAAAUAUUGUAUGAUUUACCUGUAUAAUUCUAUGCAAAUAUUGCUUAUAUAAUAGGAUUAUUUUGUAAAGGUUUUUGUUUAAAAUAUUUUAAAUUUGCAUAUCACAACCCUGUGGUAGUAUGAAAUGUUACUGUUAACUUUCAAACACGCUAUGCGUGAUAAUUUUGUUGUUGUUUAAUGAGCAGAUAUGAAGAAAGCACGUUAACCCCGGUGGCUUCUCUAGGUGUAGUUGAAUGCGAUUCUUCUGUUUGGCUGUGUGUGUGAACGUGUGUGAUUCCCCAAUGUACUGUACUGUGAUUUUUUUUUCUUUUUUUGUUUCUUUAACUGUCUGUCUAACCCUUAGUGGGCUCUGCCCUGGUCAGGCUGGAAGAGUCAGGAUACCUUUCUUGCCUAGUGCCAGUAGAGGGCUAGCGCCACCCUAAACAUCGCCUUAUCCUUUUGCCAGACUCACUUCAGCUCGUGCCUCAGAGGAGAUAACUUCCUUCAGAUGGAUCUUUGGUGGUCGUUGGAACCUCAGGGUACAGAGAUCUUCCUUGUCGUUCAAGAAUUAGAGAACACACCUCAUGGUGAGCCUUGGCUGGGCCAUGAAUGUGUUAUGCAGCCUUCAUUAUACCUCUCGUGACCAACACACACACACAUGCAUACCCUCCUCCCACCAAAAAAAAAAAAUUUAAGAGUAGAUUGAAAAUGUUUUAUGGAGACAAUGACCCUGCUACAGGUAUAAAAACCUGUUCAUUCUGGACCCAUAAUAAACCCAGAGGUGAUGUUUCGAGUCUCUACAAUUUAAACUCUCUUUCUUCCUAAACUGCACAGUGGGUUGGGGCUUUCUGGAUCUGUUUGCGUCUUUAAAUAGUGAGCAUCCAAUAUGGUGAUGCGGAAUUAGAAGUUCUGUAGGAUGUGAACUUCAGAAGGAUCCUUCUCAGUGUUUGCAUUAACAUGAUGGGUGCAUACUUCCUAAGUAAAUCCUCUCCUUCCUCUCACUAUCAUUAGUGUUCUUUCUAUGUGGCAUUUAUUGACGAGCAGGGAGAUGCUUAUUGUACACACCCCACUGAAGAAUGGAUAUGGAGGCAAGUCUCUCAACCAGGCAUUACUUUAAAGAUUUGCUUCUGUAUCAAUUCUAUCUCUGAGGCUUGGUCUUCCUCAGCUCUUAGCCUGAGAGACAAGCAAAUGUCGGGGAAGCACUUGACACCCAGACUUAAGCUACUAUAGGAGGGCACAAAUGGCAGCUCCCAUCAUGCCCUCCCAUUUUACAUGGAAAAUUGUAAUCGAAAGGCAACGGGCCCCCAGGUAGUACCCAGCAGUGCAGUGACCUCAGAUCCUAAACUCAUCACAAAACUGUAAGAUACUAAUUAGAAGCCACCUGUGGCCACCAGGUAUGUGUGUUAAUAUGCUAGGGGCCCUGACGGCUCCACCGCUACUGUUUGGUGCCUCUGUUAGCCACACUGUCUGUCUACCUAACACCCAGCUCUGCUCAGAAAACUUACGUCCUGCGUUCAGGAGAGAGACAAUGCAAAAUUCUGAGGCCUGCUUCCCUGUGCCUCGUGGCAUGCCCUCACUCCUUUCCUGAGCCCAACUCGUGUGGCGCAUGACAGCUUGCCCAGCCACUGCUUUCUGCACAGCAUAGAAUUUUCUCUCCGAUAGUCACAUUGGCAAAGGGAGAACGCGGGGGCUGGCAGGCAACUAGAAUUUCUCUCUCCUUAAAUAGUUUUAUUUUGUCUGUCUUGUUUGUUCAUUUGGAUGUUUUAAUUUUUUAAAAGAAAUCUUUGCUGAUAUUUAUAAUUUUGUAUCAUAAGAAUGUUUUCCUACAGUAUUUGUCAUGCCAGUUUAUAACAAAAAGAAUGCAGGGAUUUUUAUUUCUAUUGGAAACACUAUUACAACUAUGUUUUACUUUUGAACAGAAUUUUUAUUUGUAUAGAGUGCUUACUAAUGUUAAAUAGUUCAGAGUAUAUAACAUUUUCAUUAAGGAUUCAUGGUAGGUUUUAGUGUAAGGAGUUUAAAGGAAAUAAAUAUUCAAACUGGGUCUCAUUGUCUGCCAGUUUUGGUGGAAAUGGGUUUGUGUCAUUUCAAUUACAAAGAUAAAAGUAUGCCAUAUAAUUUAUUUAUAUGAAAAUUUAUUUUUGUAGUGUACAUAGUAGUCAUCAAGUCUUUUGACAGAAGUAUAUUUUUAAAGAAUUUAUAUGUGAUGAAUCCAUAAUGUCUGGAACUUUGCUGAGACAUGAGUGGGGCACACUUUUCAUUGUAAAGUACAACAAGGAAAAGAAAAAGUUUUAACAGUGUUAAGAGAGUGAGAUCAAGUGAAUAAUCAUGCAAUUGUGAAGUGUGUAUUAGUUACCAUUUGUGAACUAGUGUGGUUCUCAUUUUAAACUUUGGAAGGCAAAAAUGUACAAACUCUCUAAAUAUUAAUGUUCAAACACUGAUAGAAGUUCUAACAUGAAUAAAAAAUAAUAUAACUUGUUGGUUA
Messenger RNA from Pteropus alecto (black flying fox), 7291 nucleotides. It is a transcript of the gene PTCH1, whose product is annotated as patched 1. Gene Ontology annotation, molecular function: hedgehog family protein binding; smoothened binding; hedgehog receptor activity. Gene Ontology annotation, biological process: smoothened signaling pathway. NCBI's taxonomy places the organism in Eukaryota, Metazoa, Chordata, Mammalia, Chiroptera, Pteropodidae. Gene Ontology annotation, cellular component: plasma membrane. The record is from RefSeq and is a predicted model, not a curated record.